Strongylocentrotus purpuratus (purple sea urchin) is the source of this 3549-nucleotide messenger RNA. Its product is annotated as cholinesterase 1. The record is from RefSeq and is a predicted model, not a curated record. NCBI's taxonomy places the organism in Eukaryota, Metazoa, Echinodermata, Echinoidea, Camarodonta, Strongylocentrotidae. The transcript has 10 exons. Bases 213 to 2036 code for a protein of 607 amino acids.
CCCCCCUGGAUCCGCCACUGAAUAAAGGUCACGCUUUUAUACAAAAACAUUUCCGCUUAACAUGUUUAUAAAUGACCGCAGAGUUAUACAGCAUUGUUGGGGUCACUCAAAUAAUAACGAAUUGUAUAAGCCCUUUGCAAACCAUCGGUAGUGGAUAUAUCCCGUGUUAUAAGUAACUUUGUCAGUGGAGCUAGUAAUUCGAAGUCAACAACAUGAAGAUGCAAAUGUCUAAACUGUUUGAGGUGUUCAUCGUUCUUGCGUCCUUUUCUAGUACGACGGCGCAGAAUCCGAAAAGGACUGUCUUCCAAGGAACAAUCGUCGGAAAAACGGUGCAAUUCGAUGAGAAUGAGUUCAUAAACAUCACGAAAUAUGUCGACGCUUUUCAGGGUAUACCAUAUGCCGAUCCACCAGAACGGUUUCUGCCCUCUACUCCCAAAUCUCCUUGGUCUGGUGAUUUGAACGCGACAUCCUUCAAGCCAGCAUGCGCUCAGGCGCCAUCUUUCUACUUCCCUGAGCAGGACGAAGAUUGUCUGUACCUCAACGUGUAUGCUCCGAACCCAAAGCCUAGUGGAGCGGCAGUUAUGGUCUACAUUCACGGUGGAUCGUUCUCCUCGGGAUCCGCCAUGGUCUACGAUUUUUACGGUGUCCCAUUGGUUGCCGUUGGUGACGUCAUCGUAGUCGUCCUGAACUACCGUCUCGGAGUAUUCGCGAAGUUCACCACAAAAAGUGAUGCUGCUCCUGGCAACAUAGGGAUGUUAGAUCAAGUUGCUGCUUUACAAUGGGUUAAAUCUAAUAUUGAAGCAUUUGGCGGUGAUCCAAACAGAAUAACGAUAUUUGGAGAGAGCUCGGGUGCAGCUAGUGUUAAUUUUCACCUGCUUUCAAAACUUAGCCAUGGACUUUUUCAGCAAGCCAUCAUGCAGAGUGGAGUAGCAUCCUCUACAUGGGCUUUUGAAGAUAAUCCCGGGAAAGAGGUAGAGAACGCUCAUAAGUUAGGACAGGCAUUUAGCUGUGACUUGACACCGCUGUCCGAUCUAGUAGCGUGCUUGCAGGCAGUGGACCCUAACGAACUAUGGACGGUGGCCAAUCAGGUAUACGAUGGGUCCUACCAUAUUUACGUCGAUGGUAUGUUCUUGGAAGACACACCACAGAAUCUCUACGCCAAAGGAGAGUUCACGCGAGCACCAAUUCUGGCCGGAGUCACACAGGAUGAGGGUACAUAUGACAUCUGGGUGAAGUUCUUCUGGCCAUACGCUUACUCUGAGACACCACCCCCAUUCAACCAAUCCCAACUUGAGGACUACCUCAGGAGUGGACUGAGGAAUGAAAAUGUUCUUUCUUCGGAUAGUGCGGAUAUCCUGUUGGAUGCUGUACUACAUGAAUACAUCGACUGGACGAUUGCCGAUGAUCCUGACGCUGACUUCUUCCAGCCUGCAGUGGAUGCAAUUGGGGAUGUCUCCAUAAAGUGCCCUAUGGAUUCGAUCCUGAGGGCCCACGUAUCUGCCGGCGAUCCCGUCUAUAAAUACGUGUUCAAGUACCCAGUUACAACAAUGAGCUACUUCCAUGUGGUUGGUGUUCUUCCUCUCACCCCAUGGCUAGGUGCAGGGCAUGCAGAGGAUCUUUUAUACGUGUGGGGAGUGCCAUUCAUCGACCAACUUGACAACGUCCAUGGCCAAAACGUGACAGAUGAAGAGAAAACCCUUGCAGUCGACAUGAUGCAAUUUUGGACUAACUUUGCAAAGACUGGAGACCCGAGCAAGUCGGAUGCCGGUCCAGCACCUGGUGAAGGGGACUACGCAUGGCCCAAGUUUACAUUCCCAGAUUUACGUCAUAAGAUCUUGGAUGUUCAGUUGGGAGAGGGAAGGUCUGACAGGUCGGGAGAAUGCCACUUCUGGAACCACUAUUUUCCGCAACUGAAGUUUUCGACUCAAUCACUUGAGGACUCCCAAAGACAAUGGCGAGCUGGAUAUUCAAGCUGGAUGGCGGACAUACAAGAAUGGAGGACAAGUUUUGCUUCUUAUAAAAAUGGCUGUUCAUAGGCAUUAUGCACAAUGUUAUUGCACCAAUGACAGUGUAUGAACAACAACCCCUUUCUAUUUUAUCUGUCGUUUGGAGCUUACGGUUUUUAAUAGAAUAUUGAUAUUUCUUCAUCAUUAUGAAUUAGGUUUUAUAAUAUUAAAUUUUAGUUGAAUAUUGCUCGAUCAUUGCCUCAGCUACAAUUAAUUUGGAUUUAGAGGAUUGGCAACUCGUUUAGAUCACUUAGUGUAUUGCAUUUUGUAAAAAAAUCAAUCAGAAAAUGGUUAUAGGUGUGCGUACUUCAGGAUGUUCCUGUUCCUAAACCCAAGUUUACGGGUGAAUAACUCGAUUGUUUCUAAUCAUUCUUUGAUUAGUGUAAAUAUGAUUGGAGAACUGAUCGUCUCUUCUUUCAUAUGAAACCAAAAGCAUGAUAAAGAAAACGUGCAUGACCUAUUUCAGAGAGUUUGAAAUGGCAGUGUCGGAAACCCAAUUAUCCAAAAUGAGUGGAUGGCUAUUAAGUUUGGGCCUUAAUGAUUUUGAAAAGACAGGAAAUGACGUGGAACUAAUAAUUGUAAAACAUCAUCGAAAGCUCCUAUUCUCAUAUUUCAUAUGAGACCAUAAUUAUCAUGGAAGGAUCACGCGUGGGUGAGCAGGUAACAUAAGCUACAAUAGGUAAAACAAAUGGUAUGUUGAUGUCCAGGGGGUAGGUGUCCUAGAACCCUCCACCACACCAACGCAAUACGACCUCCCCCUACUUACUCGCUGCCAGCCGAAGAUGGCAUGGUCCUUAAAUUAGGACGCCCACCUGUCUUAGGCUGGGUCAUAGGGCUGGUGGCGUCUAAGUUCGUUGAAAACGCCAUCUUCGACGGCUUGAAUCAAGUGAAGGGAAUAUAAGGAGCCGGCGGGCCUGAUUCUGGACUAGUGUCGUAUGAAAGAAGAGAACAAAUAGAAAAUGUACACGCUUUCGAAUAAAUAACGUGGAAUUAUUGAGUAAUUAACAAAUUAGUUUACUUUUGUUUCUCUUUUAUGGGGACAUACUGUAUUUAAUGGAGUAAAUGUAGUUCUUAGUCCUUUUUAAUACCUGGGUUUUUUCUGCUGAUUCUCUCAUCACCAUUUUCGAAAUCUUUACAAAAUUAAAUAUCUUUAAAUUAUAAAUUAGUUCCCUUUGAUUAAAGCUCUAUGUAUUAACUUUUAGAAUAGUGAUGAUUAUACUUACUUGAAUAAUAUUAGACCUAUAUCUUAUGAAUUUCAUGUUUGUGUGUAUUCUCGUAAGCUUCAUAAAAAUAAUGUUUGUAAUAUGCCAUGUAUUUCAUGUGCUUCUAUUGUAAACUGAAUGUUAUUCAGCUCUCGGGCUGCUAUUUUGAGUAUUUUCAAUAAGCCAUUUAAUGAAUAAAAAAUGUAGAUUGAUUAGAAAAACAGAGAGAAACAAAUAUUCCAUAUAAAGGGAAAAUGUUGUCUCUGCAUAAUUUCUGUUUUAAUGGGUUUUCAGGGUUGAUAAUAUUUUCUAUUUUCAUACUUAUAAUAAAGAUAAUAGGA